Molecule: messenger RNA, 1788 nt
Organism: Eruca vesicaria subsp. sativa (arugula)
Lineage: Eukaryota; Viridiplantae; Streptophyta; Magnoliopsida; Brassicales; Brassicaceae
Source: the annotation of a GenBank genome assembly
AUGACCAACCAACAACUAACGGAUAUUGUGUUGACACUUCAAAAGCAGAUGAAACAGAUGCAAAAAACAAUGAAGAAGAUGAAAAGAAAAGCUCAUGGAAGGAGAUCAUCAUUCCAUAAAGUCCUAUCUCAUAGCAAGAAGCAUCGCACAUCUCAACAAGAAGGACAUGGAGCACCCUUCGAUCAGGAUGUGGAUGGUAUGGAGAUAGAUGAUCAUGAGGAGCACCAGUCACCUAUCAUAAGUCAGUACGCAGCUCAUCUCCACCGACAGGCUUCCACACACCAAGUAACGUUCAAUAAUUCCUGGUUACGCAUAUCUAAAUUAAUGGACCGCCUUUAUCUAACUAAUUCUGUAUUUUAUCAUGUUAGGAUGUGGAUGCUAUGGAAAACAACACAGACACCGUCCACAGCUCACCUGACCACAGAUGUCGAUGAAAUGGAAAACGAUAACCAAGAUGUCCACCCCUCACCUGUCCACGACACAAACAAUCUGAAUGCAUCCACAAAUGAAAAUGACGACGAUAUCCACACAACUCCUGUCCGAGCAGAUCAGAAGACCACGGAGACUCGUACUUUCGGAAAGCUAUACCCGGGACAAUGGGACCCACCUUCUAAAAUCUACGAUAAAGCUGAUCACCCAGACAGCCCCGAGAUUAAUCACAUCCUCUAUCAUGGUCUCAGGAUUUACGACAAAACGGCUGUUAGCCCAGACCCACCACUAUCGACAGGUCCCAUAUUCGACCAAACGGCUGGUCCAUCCUCUCCUCCACGAAUUCGUUUACGUUUGUCUCCCCUACCUUUCACUCCACUUAAAUCACCGGUCAAGACCACAGCUUCGGCUAACUCGCCACCGGGCAUUGGACGUCCCACAUCUGAGGAUCAGGAUCCCUUCGUCGAUCUCAGAACAACAAAAGACCCCGCCAGACACGUUCCAUCUCCCCUAGAAAACCUUCUCGCUAAGGAAUUUUUCAACUCCUCGCUGAUUCCUGCUUUGGAUCUCAUCACCCCACUACCAGACAGGGAAUGGGAGCUUUUCCAUAGUGUCCUCAAAACCAACAUUGAUGUGUUCCAUAGCACUCCAUAUGAGUUUCAGUUUUCAAACAAAUUGCUCCUAGAGAUUGCCCAGCCUAAACAAUUGACAACCUCAUAUUAUCUACACCAACAAAUUACCGAGCCACAAUCCCUAGCCCGCCCCCAAUUCCCUCCUAUUUUUUCAUUUACAUUACCGAUUAUCACCACCCAAAUCCCUAACAAACUCGUUUCAACUUCCACAUUCGUCAUUAGCUCAUCCUCUUCCUCCUCCAUCUCACAUUCAAGGAGACAAACAACUGGAAUACCCACUCGUUGUUGGUGUGGAGCUAAUCUAACUACGUUUGGUGCUCAAACCAAGGAUAAUCUCUUACGCAGGUUCUACAGAUGCGAGAUUUGGCUCAAGAGGAAAAGUGAGCACCACUUGUUCAAGUGGGUCGAUGAGGCAAUUGUAGACGAAAUCAAUAUUGUUGAUGCAAAACAAUCCCAACUAAAAGAAGAUCUCGACUCUUUCAAGCUGUGCACGGCAAGACGUUUGGAAAAACAUGCCAAACAAAUCGAUCAAACCAUACAACAGAUCCAAAUGCUCAUGGAUGCCAACACAAACAACUGUGCCACUGGUGACAAUUCAGCUACGAGCUCUGAAGAUCCUAAAGCGUCCCCCAAGGAUCUCUCUUCUGCCAAUUCAUUGUCCAACAUCGCAGUUGCAGCCAUUGCACUUGGGGCUAUGGUCUGGAUCUACGCUAGGAUCAGCAACUAG